Molecule: messenger RNA, 1158 nt
Organism: Branchiostoma belcheri (Belcher's lancelet)
Lineage: Eukaryota; Metazoa; Chordata; Leptocardii; Amphioxiformes; Branchiostomatidae
Product: cell adhesion molecule 2-like
Exons: 5
Coding region: 457-1158 (233 amino acids)
Source: RefSeq, a predicted model, not a curated record
AGUGUUAGAAAUCUGACACAUUCCGACGGACCACGCCUGUUUUCGCGUGAUAUUACGCACGGAUUUAAGGCGUGGCACUCACCUGGAAGUGGUGACGCCCUUUGACGUACUCCUGAACUUUUCAUGGACCCGAAAAAAUACGCCUACGUACUACUAAAACAACAACAUAGUACUGUAGCGUAGGACUAGGACUAGGAGGCCGGGUGGACGUCUAGUUUUUCGUCGGACAUGUGAUUGUGGAAGUCCCGGGGAUUUCCAGUGCAGCUACGUAGUUCGCCCCUCUCCAGAACUGUAUAGAUGGACACUAGAGACUGAGAGCGACUUCUACUUCCUACCACCAGAAAAAGGCACUGAACAGGAAAACAUUUUUCAGCAACAGCAACAGAAUCUAGGAAGGAGGGAGUUGAGUGAAUUGUUUUGGGUAAAUACUGGAGGAUCGGAAGCACAGAAAACAACAUGGGUCCUGCAGACUUGUUUGGAUUCUUGCUGGUUUUCUGUCUGAGCUUACAUGGACUUGAAGGAGCAGAUGUGUGGACUAUUGAGGGAGACUCUCCUGUCCUACCCUGUGGGAUCACCUAUGACCCGAAUGUAAAUCUCUUCUGGACGCUGCAGCCUGAAAACAUAAUUCUACUUCUCAAGCAUCCAGAUGGGAGAGUUGAGGUGCUGGAGGACCCGUUUAAAGGAAGGGUUGAUUUCGUGGACAGGAAGAAUUUGAAGAUCAGGAACGUGUCCAGACUAGACGACUCUUCAGUAUGGGGGGGAGAGUAUCGGUGUUCACAGGGAAGCAGGGCUGGAGAGAGAACACAUCUGCAUGUCAGACACCCUCCCAGCCGAGUGGCUAUCACAGGUUACAACAGCAGCACCACAUUGCAGCCCGGAGAUGAACUGCAGUUGUCCUGCGAUGCUGAUGACAGCAACCCGGCUCCUAGCUACGCCUGGUACAAAAACGGCAUCAAAAUUGGUGAAGGCAGAACAGUCAACAUCAACCCGGUAAAACUGGAGAACAACGGAGAUGUCAUCAGGUGUAAGGUGACAGUCCAUGAUGACAGAGAACCGGUUUUCCACUGGGAAGGGCAGAGACAAGUGAGGCUGUCUGUCAGAGCUACAGGUAGGUCCUGGUUAGCCUCUACUAGGCACCACAGAUCGCUGGAAAAAUAG